This is a messenger RNA of Vitis vinifera (wine grape), 3986 nucleotides long. Its product is annotated as receptor-like protein EIX2. The transcript is spliced from 5 exons. Gene Ontology annotation, molecular function: protein binding. NCBI's taxonomy places the organism in Eukaryota, Viridiplantae, Streptophyta, Magnoliopsida, Vitales, Vitaceae. Bases 618 to 1934 code for a protein of 438 amino acids. The record is from RefSeq and is a predicted model, not a curated record.
UUCCAAAAUCCUUGACAGAUUUAUGUAAUUUACAGGAAUUAUGGUUGUCUCAGAACAAUCUCACUGGACUGAAGGAAAAAGAUUAUCUGGCCUGCCCUAAUAACACAUUAGAGGUUUUAGAUUUAUCUUAUAAUCAAUUGAAAGGGUCAUUUCCCAAUCUUUCUGGAUUUUCACAGUUGAGAGAAUUAUUUCUUGAUUUCAAUCAACUAAAGGGAACUUUACAUGAAAGUAUUGGACAACUAGCUCAACUUCAACUGUUGUCCAUUCCUUCAAAUUCAUUGCGAGGCACUGUCUCCGCAAACCACCUUUUUGGUCUCUCCAACCUGUCUUACUUAGACUUAUCUUUCAACUCCCUUACAUUCAACAUAAGCCUUGAGCAAGUUCCCCAGUUUCGAGCCUCAAGUAUACUAUUGGCCUCUUGCAAAUUAGGCCCACGUUUUCCUAAUUGGCUUCAAACUCAAGAAGUUUUGAGCGAACUUGAUAUCUCUGCUUCUGGAAUUUCAGAUGUCAUUCCCAAUUGGUUUUGGAAUUUAACUUCAGAUUUAAAUUGGUUAAACAUUUCCAACAAUCACAUCUCGGGCACUUUGCCCAAUUUACAAGCAAGGUCUUAUUUGGGAAUGGAUAUGAGUUCAAAUUGCUUGGAAGGUUCAAUACCACAAUCUGUUUUCAAUGCUAGAUGGUUGGAUCUCUCCAAGAACUUGUUUUCAGGCUCAAUUUCUUUAUCGUGUGGGACUCCUAAUCAGCCUAGUUGGGGUUUGUCUCAUCUUGACCUCUCAAAUAAUCGACUAUCAGGAGAACUACCCAAUUGUUGGGAGCAGUGGAAAGAUUUAAUUGUUCUUGAUUUGGCAAAUAAUAAUUUUUCUGGGAAAAUUAAAAAUUCGAUUGGCUUGUUACAUCAGAUGCAAACAUUGCAUUUAUGUAACAAUAGUUUUACUGGAGCACUGCCUUCGUCCUUAAAGAACUGCAGAGCUUUGCGUCUUAUAGAUUUGGGAAAAAAUAAAUUGUCAGGAAAAAUAACCGCAUGGAUGGGAGGAAGCCUGUCAGAUUUGAUCGUUCUCAACCUAAGAUCUAAUGAAUUUAAUGGAAGCAUACCUUCAAGUCUUUGUCAACUGAAACAGAUUCAAAUGUUGGACCUCUCUAGCAACAAUCUAUCAGGAAAGAUACCAAAAUGUCUCAAAAAUUUAACUGCCAUGGCUCAAAAAGGAAGUCCGGUCCUUUCUUACGAAACAAUUUACAAUUUGAGUAUCCCAUAUCACUAUGUUGAUAGUACAUUGGUUCAAUGGAAAGGAAAAGAACAAGAGUACAAGAAAACUCUUAGAUUCAUUAAGAGCAUUGAUUUUUCAAGAAACCAAUUAAUUGGUGAAAUUCCAAUAGAAGUAACUGAUUUGGUAGAAUUGGUGUCUUUGAAUUUAUCAAGAAACAAUUUGAUUGGAUCAAUCCCUACAACAAUUGGUCAAUUGAAAUUAUUGGAUGUUCUUGAUCUAUCUCAAAACCAACUUAAUGGUAGAAUUCCGGAUACUCUUUCUCAAAUAGCCGAUCUAAGUGUUUUAGACCUAUCAAAUAACACCUUGUCAGGUAAAAUUCCAUUAGGCACUCAAUUACAAAGCUUUGAUGCCUCCACAUAUGAGGGAAAUCCUGGACUUUGUGGACCACCUCUUUUGAUAAGGUGUCCUGAAGAUGAACUUGGGGGAGUCUCCUUCACUAGUGGUCUUAGUAGUAAAAAAGAGGACAUUCAAGAUGAUGCAAAUAAUAUAUGGUUUUAUGGAAAUAUUGUUCUUGGAUUCAUCAUCGGAUUUUGGGGAGUUUGCGGCACUUUACUAUUCAAUAGUUCAUGGAGAUAUGCCUAUUUCCAAUUGUUGAGCAAGAUAAAGGAUUGGUUGUACAUGACAACAAUAGUAAAUAUGAAUAGAAUACGAAGGAGCCUGCAAGGUUAAAUGGACUUCAGCUGGGUUGCAUCUCAAGGAUUAGUAGGUGAUAUAUGCUUUUGAGUAACGGGAGUAUUUAUGAUGGGAUAGUUACAUGCCUUAAUGCAAAAGCUUGUCAUCGGAUAAAUGACAUCAACAUGUAUUAAGUUUGCUUAUUUGGUAGUUAGCUUGGCUUUAAGUUUCUCGUGUUAUAUUCUAUUUAGAACUUUUUAAACAUUAAUUUUUGCUAUUAUAUGUACGACUUUGUAUUUUGUUGCUCUAAAAUUUAUUUGUUAUUUUUGUAGAAUCAAAUAUUAGAGGCCUUUGUAGGGGGUGCUAAAAAAAUACUUCAUCUUAGAAAAAUAUUUUUUUUUUUGCUCAAAAACAAAGUUUAUUUUUUGGGAAAUGCAAUGUGAUAAUACCCAUUAGUAUGAAAUGUGGGAUAUGCUACUACUGAAAACAGAGCACUCUGUUUUUUUGGUGCUCAAGCAUGAAAGCUCCUGUAACACAGAGAGGUCUGAUUUCCAACCGUGAAUCAAAUUGCUUAAGGUACUCCAUAUGCAGAUUGCUGGAAGUCACUUUGGGCAUCAAUCAUCUUCAAGGGACGAUGAUGAUGGGAAUUGGAUCAACGGCGGUAAAGACCAACUAUGGAAAGUUUGCUAAAAAGCUCCCAUUUCUUUAUUUUGGUUUCUGCUUUUGUAAAUAACAAUGUUAUCCAAAAUUUGUGUUGGUUGCUCAAGUUUUGUAAAAGCUAUUCAACCAAUACAAAUCGCUACAUAAUAUGCAUUUUGCCGAAGAUCUGUGAUGAUUUGGAGCUCUCUCCAAUGCCAUACCAGUAAUCAACUUAUGGAAGAAGUUGGAGCUGUUGGAGAAGAAAGUGCUCUUCAUGUUUGCUCAAACAAUUCAGAGGGAAGUUUAGCUUUUGCUUUGGUAGUUGUGAAGUUGCAAACUGUUAUUAGAAUAAGAAGCCUCUACUUUUGCUUGUUACUGAAUAUGAAUUUUUUUUUUAAGAAGUAAAUUUGCUAAUUAUUGUUCUUUUUCUUAGGCACCCAAGAAAAGAGUAUGUACUUUUAGCAAAGACCAAGAGGAAACUAUUAGAGCUUCAUUUGAGCAGUUUAAAGACCAUAAAAGGUGCACCUACAUGAUUGUAAGUGCUCUAGAUGGUGAUGGUACGUUCACAGCUGCCCAAGUUUCCCAUAAGCUCAAGCAACAAUUUGCUUGUGUUCCUCAUCAAAAAAAGAGUUGAAGACAACUUGCAUUUGAGAGAUGAAGAUCUUAAUGGUUGUGAUAUAGCCAAAGCACAGGAUUCCAAUGAUGAAACAUUGUUUUCACUAAGAAAAAGAAGACUCGAAAAGUCAAAGGAAAAAUCCUGGGAACCAAGCUGGAAAACACAGGACUGUUAUUUCAGGGAAGGUGUACGUUUGGGGGCAUAUUACAGCUUGGGUACUGAACAAGAGGCAUGUAAGAAGUCUGGCCAUGGAUGCAGAAGAAGAAAAGCAAAGUAAAACCCACAUCCAUGGACAGUUGGUAGAGAUAAACCACAAUCAGGAGAAACGAAUACGCCACGAAGAAACAAAGGCACAGAAUCUGACAACUGGGUUUGCGGUCGUCCAAGUUUUAAUUCUCAACACACUGGUGAUCAACAAGCCAUCCGGCAGAUGCGAACACUGGUGGGUGCCAUUCUCUCUCUCCUUAUCAGUCGGUGUGAUUUAUUUCGUCACCAUUUUUGAGGUAGUGAAGAAAUGCUACCUUCUGCUCUACCAUUUGGACGUCAACUACAUGGAGCAAGAAGCCAUUCUUCUGGAAAUGCAUGGGGGUGCUUCGUCCCGGCGACAUGAUCAGCCAUUGAAGCCAGAUGUGGUGAAGCUCCUGAGGCGUAAAGCUUAUAUCACGAUACUGAUUUCUGCCAUGCUCGCCUUUCAAGCUCUGAUGCUCCACGCCUGCAGCUCCUUUCUUUGCAACUGAGAUUAACCAUUAGCUAUGUUCACAUGUGAUUAAUGCUCUUGCCGUUUUAAAUACAUAAGAAUAAUGUUGUUUCAAAAAUCGUUUGCUUAUAUUUAAAUACUAUUUUCUCUUUUCCAA